Messenger RNA from Lacerta agilis (Sand lizard), 2120 nucleotides. It is a transcript of the gene TBC1D17, whose product is annotated as TBC1 domain family member 17. Gene Ontology annotation, molecular function: GTPase activator activity. The record is from RefSeq and is a predicted model, not a curated record. NCBI's taxonomy places the organism in Eukaryota, Metazoa, Chordata, Lepidosauria, Squamata, Lacertidae. Gene Ontology annotation, biological process: activation of GTPase activity. The transcript has 17 exons. Bases 29 to 1993 code for a protein of 654 amino acids.
GUUUUUCCGGAAGUGGCUGUCAGGGAGAAUGGAGUUAGGGGGCUGCAGGGUUGCAUUUGAGAAGGAUGGUGUCUAUUUACACACCAGCGCAAAGCGUCAUCCUGACCAGGAUUCCCUUAUUCCAGGGGUUAUACGCAUAAUCGAGAAGGGCUCUGAUACUUUGCUACAAUGGACACCCAUAGAAGAGUCAUCAGAUGCUGCUCAGAUCACAUAUACCAAGAAGGACCCAGUGGGCUGCCAGACCGAAGAAGAAAUCUUUGAUCCAGGGUAUGAACCGGACUGGGCUGUGAUCAGUACAGUGGGGACCCGGGCUCGGGCUCAAGAGGAAACAAAUGCAGCUUCCGGGCCCAAAUCUCCGGUCCCACGUGGUCAGUGGGCCUUCUCCCUCAGCUUGUCUGAGCUGAAGUCCAUCCGCAAGAGCAAGCCAGGUUUGGGCUGGUCAUACCUCAUCUUCAUCACCAAAGACGGCAUCUCCAUUCAAGCCCUGCACUUCCACCGUGGAGGCACCAAAGCCCUGCUCAAGGCCCUCUGCAAAUACGUUAUCUUAGCCACGUCCCCCAAAGAUUCCCGCCUCUACUUGGUUUACACCCAUGAUUCGUACGCCCUCUCCCACUCCUUUGAUGAGCUUCAACUCUUCGAUGACAGCUCUUCCAAUCUUGUGUCGCGGUUCCUGCAGGAUCCUUAUGCUGCCACAUUCGGUGGCUUCUCCAAAGUCACCAACUUCUUCCGUGGGGCUCUGCACCAUGAGGACGGCGUCAUUCAGCAUUCCCAUGGUGAUCCAGCUGCUGCCAACGUUGAGGAUGAGACAGGCUUUGAAGUUAUCACCUGUCAGGCACGGCUAGGAGAGCGUCCGUCUGUCCAGCGGGAGGCUCCCGUCUCGGAGCAGGAAUGGGAGCAGCACUUGGACCCAGAUGGGCGUGUGAGGGACCCCGUUGCCUUGCGCAGAAGGAUCUUCGCUGGGGGUCUCAACAUGUCAUCACGCAAAGAAGCCUGGAAAUGCCUUUUGGGCUAUUACUCAUGGAACAACACCAGUGAAGAGAACAAGGCACAAGUGAGGCGGAAAACAGAUGAGUACUUCCGCAUGAAACUACAGUGGAAGUCGGUCAGCGAGGAACAGGAACAGCGGAACUCCUUGCUGCGUGGCUACCGCAGCCUGAUUGAAAGAGACGUGAGCCGCACGGAUAGGAACAACAAAUUCUAUGAGGGCAGCGAGAACCCUGGCCUAGUGCUCCUGAAUGACGUGCUGAUGACGUACUGCAUGUACAACUUUGACCUGGGCUACGUCCAAGGCAUGAGCGACCUCCUGUCCCCCAUUCUCUACGUCACCCAGAACGAAGUGGACGCCUUCUGGUGUUUCUGUGGUUUUAUGGAGCUGGUGCACCGCAAUUUUGAAGAAAGCCAGGAGUCCAUGAAGCGACAGCUGUCUCAGCUCAAUUUGCUCCUCAGGGUGCUGGACCCCCCACUCUGUGACUUCCUAGACUCUAAGGAAUCUGGCACCUUGUGCUUCUGCUUCCGAUGGAUCUUGAUCUGGUUCAAGAGGGAAUUUGCCUUCUCUGAAAUUCUUCAGCUAUGGGAGGUGCUGUGGACGGGACUGCCGUGCCCCAAUUUCCACCUGCUGGUGGCCUGUGGCAUUCUGGAUGCAGAGAGGCAGGCACUCAUGAACUCUGGCUUUGGCUUCAAUGAGAUCCUGAAGCACAUCAAUGAGCUUACCAUGAAGAUGAGUGUGGAAGACAUCUUAUGCCGGGCUGAGGCGAUCUACAGGCAGCUGGCAGCUACUCCAGAUUUACCCCGUAAUGUCCAGGAAUUGCUGGGGCUCUCUGAGGGCAAAUCUCCAACUCCCAGCACUGACACAGCCAGCUCCCCGCAGCCGCUGUCACCCAGCCAGGCCCAGGAGAUGGAGCUGACGGACAGUGUUUCCCCAAGCCAGCCAGACAGCAGCAUCGAAAUCCUGCCUACUGAGGAGGCCUCCACCUCGCAGUCUCUCUCUCCUUGAAAACCUGUUGUUGCUGCUGCUGCUGCUGCUGCCACCAACACCAUCUUCUUAACACAAGCACUUUAACCAGAUAAGGGUGAGGGCUGGGAAGGGAGGCAGGGUAGAGGCUUUGAGAUGUGUCCCCCCC